AUGAGCCUGCCAUCCUUCCUACCGCCCUUCGCGGGCACCGAGAUCCGGACCGUGGAGAUGCACACAGCCGGAGAGCCGGCGCGCAUCGUGUACGCCGGCUACCCAGACAUCCCCGGCACCCUCCUCGAACAGCGCUCCCUCGCCCAAUCCCACCACGACCACAUCCGCCGCAACAUAAUCUACGAACCGCGCGGCCACGCAGACAUGUACGGCGCCGUCCUCCGGCCCCGCACAGAACUCGUCGACGCAGGCGAGGCGCACAUGGGCGCCUUAUUCCUCACGCACGAAGGCUACGGCGCAAUGUGCGGGCACGCCACGCUCGCGCUCGGCAGGUUCCUCGUCGACUGCGCGGACGAGGCCGUCUUCCCGCGGCGGCGGGAUCUGGUUGUCAAUCAGGAAGAGAGAACGGUGGAGGUGCGGUUGCAUGCGCCUGUUGGGGUGGUGAGGCUUACGGUUCCUGUUGUGAAGGUGGAUGUGGAUGGCGGCACGGGGGGUACGGGGGGUACGGGGGGUUGGAGGACGGAUGUGGGGAGGAGGAUUACGUUUCUUUCUGUGCCUACGUUUGCUACGGCUGUUGAUCUCUCUGUGCCGAUUCCGCGGGGUCUUGGGUGGUCGGAACUAGGUGAUGCUGCAGCCGUGACGAUGGACGUUGCGUUUGGCGGUGCGUUCUACGCUGUCGUGUCCGCCGCGGCUUUGGGAUUCCCGGCAUCUCUUUCGAAGCCGGACGUUAGCGGCCUGAGCAACGUAACGAAGAAACUCAAGCAAGCUUUCAACGCCUCUGCAGACCUCCGCGCCCGCCUCCAAGAUCCGGGAGACGACAAGGAGGACGGGAGCUCGCAGUACCUUUACGGCAUCAUGGUCACAGACUUGGACUCCAACGACGUCCUCGCCACGACACCAGGCUGCGUAGGCGCCGAGACGGGGCUAUACUUCUUUGGCAACCAGCAGAUCGACCGGAGUCCGACGGGCUCGGUCGUUCAGGCGCGUGUUGCGCUGGCUGCUGCGAGGGGCGAGAGGAAGUUGGGCCAGUCGUGGACGUAUCACAGUCUCGUGUCGAGGGCCGUCGGCGAGGAUCGCGGGGCGUUUGUCGGGACGCCCGUGGAGGAGGUUGAGGUUGGUGGGAGGAGGGCUUGGAGGGUUGAGGUGAGUGGGCAGGCUCAUUAUACGGGCUCGAGUGCGUUUGUGAUGGAGGAGGGUGAUGAGAUUGGGAGAGGGUUUUCCUUUCGGGGGGUUUGA
Colletotrichum phormii is the source of this 1236-nucleotide messenger RNA. Its product is annotated as proline racemase. The transcript has 2 exons. NCBI's taxonomy places the organism in Eukaryota, Fungi, Ascomycota, Sordariomycetes, Glomerellales, Glomerellaceae. Bases 1 to 1236 code for a protein of 411 amino acids. Gene Ontology annotation, molecular function: hydro-lyase activity. The record is from RefSeq and is a predicted model, not a curated record.